AUGCCGCCAACGUCACAAGAACUCUCCCUCCUGAUCAAUCCGCUCGUCCCCGAGUCCCUUCAACACAACAACCGAGUCUUAACUCAACUCCAUUCCCUAACCUCAUUCCUCCUCGGCCUGACGGCCGGAAUCCUCGCGCUGCAAUCCGCAACGGGCUUCAUCUUCUAUUUGCUCGGCACAAUCACCGUCUCCGGGCUAUUCCACGCAGCCUUGAUAUACCGGUCGACGGGAAAGGGCGCUGGCGGGUUCUUCCCGGGCGCCGGCGGGGAAAUCGAGGGGCUUGUUGUAAGGGGGGAUGGGAUUGUCAAGGAUGCUGGGAGGGGCACACGGAAGGGCGCUUGGAGGGACGUUUGGUUUGGGGGUGGUGUUUUGGGCGAGGCCCUUAGUGGGUUUGUCCUUGGUUGGGCGGGUGUUGGUGGUGUUUUGAGGUGA
Aspergillus calidoustus is the source of this 432-nucleotide messenger RNA. Lineage: Eukaryota; Fungi; Ascomycota; Eurotiomycetes; Eurotiales; Aspergillaceae. The record is from the annotation of a GenBank genome assembly.